Messenger RNA from Anastrepha obliqua, 2313 nucleotides. RefSeq lists its product as uncharacterized. The transcript has 6 exons. NCBI's taxonomy places the organism in Eukaryota, Metazoa, Arthropoda, Insecta, Diptera, Tephritidae. The record is from RefSeq and is a predicted model, not a curated record. The coding region runs from base 743 to 2065 and encodes 440 amino acids.
CAAGUGAUCAGCAAUCAGUCGGCGACGGGCAGUUAGUUGACGACUGUUGAACUCGAUACAUCUGUGAUGGUCACGCGAACGGUACAAACGGCAAACAAGUUGUAGUGAACGGGAGUGAUUAAUAAAUUAACUGAACAAAGCUACCCGACGAAGAGGUGGUCAAACGAGCGAUCGACAGCGAACCAACCAAACUAUCCAAACAACAAACUAACCCACAAAACAAGGUGCACAUCAUCACAAGCCAACCAACAACGUGUCUUGUGAUCGAGCGACGGUAAUUUGUUUUCCGCUUGUUGAGCAUUCCACGAACAAAACGUGCAACUGAGUUUUGUUGUACAAAGCUGCGCGCACUUUUUGGUUGCGUAGAAGCUGAUAAUAAGACUUUGGCACACCACCGCAAAGAGUGGUGCGGUAACUUACGCGACUAUACGUAAUACGCGUGCGACGCAAAGCAACGACCAAUAAUUUGGUGUACACAACGACGACGACGACGAAAACAACGGUGGUAGCUGUGAUCAACCUACUAGCAGAGCGUCACGAACCGCGAACAACGAACAAUAACCGCCAGUAAUAAUAGUAACAUCAGUGAUAGCGGACGCAUCAACAAUAGCAAGUAACAGCAACAACGCAUCCCUCCAACCGCCGGUGCGUGCUCACUAGCACUCCACAAUACGCAAGCGAGCAAGAGUAACCGAACGCCGCAAGUUCCAAUCGACGGUGCGUAGAGCAUUGCAAUAGUAAAAUGUGUCGCUGCUGUCAGAGUUGCUGGGAGGACUUCAAGUGGAACUGCUUUGAGGAGAGAUUCUGCUACGAUGAGUCAAUAGCCAACUACAAUCCUGACGAGGAUAUGGACUAUGUGACCAUGCAGAAGAAUGGCAGUGCACUGAGUCAUAUCCAGGUUUCGGAUAACAACAAUUUGAUGGUGCCCAUCAUUAAUCAACCAGUGCGACGGAGUAAUUCCGGCCUUAUAAGUAAUGCGAAGAUACACGAAGAAGACUAUCGUCGCGAAACACAAACCAACGUGCCAAUGUUGGGUCCCGAAAUAUUGGCUGUUUUUGCAAACUCACAAAUAUUCCAAGAUCAUCAACCGACCAAACUGGUACGAAUCAGCACGAAGACCUAUCUGGCGGGCGUACAUUCACCCAAUAAAGAGAUGCCGACAACGCCGCGUGAAUCCGAGCAAGAUCGGCUAAUACGGCGAUUGGAAGGAAAUAACAACAAUGUUGAUGCUGCUAUUGGUGAUUUCGAAAAGAAGACGCCCGAAAGUGUUGCACCCAAAAGUGCUGCGCCCGCAAGUGUUACACCCGAAAGCAUUGCGCCCACCAGCGCCGCCACCACACCAGCUGAUGCGGCAGAUGGCACCACAGAAAAACGCAUCACUUUCACCUUAACGACCGAUUCGUCGCCCGAGGGUAGCCAAACAUUGACACCGAAGAAAUUCGACGCGAUUGCCGAAGAAGGUAUGGAUCAUGUUGAACCGUCAAAGCCCGACUCGAACGAGGUGAUACUCCGUCCGCCGCGCUUCAUCGAUCGCCAAACACACUUGAUGACCACCAGUUCGGGUUUAACAUCGCCGCGUAAACUCAAACGCAGCGCAACCAGUGUGCCACAUUUCAAUGUACGCAGCGCGGCCAGUGAGACCGACAUCUUUUCGAUUACCGGUUCCGGUUCACGCAUUAGCAUGACACCCGAAGUACCAUCCAUAUCGUUUAGCAAUCUGCCGAAGAACUACGAAGAUACACCGACCAUAGAGAAGUAUCGGGUCUCGCAAAGUCUCUACUCCAUACAGACGGCCAAUGCGGCGCGCGUCAAUCAGUAUGACUACUCGAUGCCGCGUUAUUUCCGUCGCUCAGCGGCAGCGAUGCAAACGCAGAGCAAUGAAAUGCUAUCGUCCGCACCAUCGUCGUCAUCUACAAAUUCUAUGUCAAUGUCCACCGAAGGCAUGCACAAGGGGGAGAAGGGUAAAAGUAAGCGACUGCAAAUGUUGCGUGGCAAUUUGCCGCCAUUGCUGAUACACUCAGUGUCGUUCCGCAAGAAUAAGGAGGAGGGUAAGCAGCUGGACUAGAAAGAGUGGGGCGCGGAGAAUUGCGUAUUAUGCAAAAAUGGUGGAGAAGAACUAAACGAGCGCGGAUGGAAGGGGGGAUAGUGUGCGAUGGCAUGCUGUUGUAUGUACUUAAGUGAGCGCUAAGGAGAGAGUGUAAAAAAUUAGAGUAUUAGACAGUGGAGCUGCCUGAACUUGAACCUAAAAAAAUAAAGUAAAUAAAAAUACUAAGUUUAGCUUGUUUUUUUCGAAAGUGGGCGCUAAAUUUUUUA